UCGUAACCCUUGAAAUGAUUGGAUCCUCGUGGAACACAGACUAGACCUUGCUCCGCCUCGACCCAGCCCGUUUACAACACGCGAAAGAUUCGGACACUUGCUUCAUCUCUAUCGCCUCAGCCAGGUCAUCAGAGGACGACGAUUUGACAGGUUCACCAAAGGUACCCAAACAAAAUGGCAGACACUAAUGAAACAAAAGAGGACCCUCAGCAGACACAGUUACAGCAAGCACAAGACCUACAGAGCGUGGUGUCUCGUGUGGGCAACCUGCCCCUGGUGAGCUCGGCCUAUGACAUGCUGUCGAGUGCCUACUGCAGCACAAAGGAGAGCGUGCCGCUGUUUAAGGGGGUGAUGGACGUGGCCGAGAGUGGCGUCCGCACGCUGGGAGCGGCAGCCACCACUGGCUCCAAGCCCAUACUGGACCGUCUAGAGCCGCAGAUUACUGCUGUGAAUGAGUAUGCCAUGCUGGGACUGGAUAAAGUGGAGCAGAAGCUACCAAUACUACAACAGCCUGCAGAUAAGGUUGUGUCCGGCACAGUGGGAAUGGUGGGGAUGAUGUACCAGACGGUAUCUGGGGCCAAGGAAGCCAUGAUCGGGGCGGUGAUGGGAGGAGUGGAGAAGACGCGCAGCGCUGUAAACGAGAGCAUAUGCACAGUGAGCCAUAUGGUCAGCAGCGGGGUCAACAUGGCCCUGACGCGCUCCGAACACUUGGUGGACCACUACCUGCCCCUGAGCGAGAAAGAGCUAGCUGAACUGUCUGAACCCGUGCCCCCCGAGGAGGCAGCAUCUGUAGUCAGCUCCAGCCCGGCGGUCCUCUCUGUUGCCCACCCCACCAGCUCCAGCAGCCCCUGCGCCAGCUACUUCGUCCGGCUGGGCAACCUGUCUGCCAAGGUGCGUGAGCGCGCCCUGGAGCAGUCCCAGGUGCGCGCCCGCAACGCCCGCGACGCCACCAACGCGGCCGUGGCACAGAUCAGCAGUACCCUGGACCUGCUGGAGAACGCCCGCGCCACGCUGACCACUGCCAACCGACAGCUAGGGGGCGCUCCAGAGCAGCUGAUGCAGCGCUGGAGAGAGUGGCAGCAGCAGCAGCAGCAGCAGCAGCAGCAGCAGGGCCAAGCGCAGCAGCAGGGGGGCCAGCCACAGGGGGGCCAGGGCCAAGAGACCCAGCCAGGGGAAGGGGAGCAGAGCAUGGAAGUGGACGGGACCAAGGACCAUGGAGAGCAGUUGGAGGGCUGGACCCUGUCCAUGGCGCGAGACCUGACUGGUCAGCUGCAGACGGCGUGUGCCACGGUGGUGUCGAGUGCACAGGGUCUCCCCAGCGCCGUGCAGGAGCAGCUGCUGAACGCACGGCACACGGCCGAGGAGCUGCAACGCUCCCUGGGAAACGCCAAGAACCUCACACCCCACCUCCUGCAGCACACACGCACACAGAUCGCACAGGUGCGUCAGUCUCUGGAUGGCGUGGUGGAAUAUCUGCUCAACAACACCCCUCUGAAUUGGCUGGUGGGGCCCUUCGCGCCUCAGCACACAGAGAAAGCAGACAAGACCACAGGGGGUGGUGGUCCGCCAGCAGCCCCUGGUCAGGGAUGAAUGGGGAAGGACCCACAGAGACUGCUGCCAUUAAUAUAUUACAUGUAUAUUAUCUACUCACUACUAAGUGCCUUUCAGAGUUAUGUGACUGAGAAGAACUAUGCCAUGUGAUCACUAUUAAAUAGUGUGCUUGUAUUAAAUUACCCAAAAAUUGUCUGUGCAAUAAGUGUUAGAUGAUAUGCCUAUAAUAAAUGUCUUAAGUAUUCUUCUGAGAAAUUAAAGUGAAAACACGUUUGUCCACUAGGCGAGUUUGUCUAGUUUAUUAGGCUGUAUUGUGGUUAUGAGUGUGCUACAACACUUAUUUUGAUUGAAAGUACCCAGCGUGAACACCUCACACAUUGUACGUUUACAAUAACAAGAAAUAAAGGGUUUAUCCUCUGCAUUUUAAG
Messenger RNA from Engraulis encrasicolus (European anchovy), 1979 nucleotides. It is a transcript of the gene plin3, whose product is annotated as perilipin 3. Gene Ontology annotation, cellular component: lipid droplet; cytosol. The record is from RefSeq and is a predicted model, not a curated record. The transcript has 8 exons. The coding region runs from base 175 to 1590 and encodes 471 amino acids. NCBI's taxonomy places the organism in Eukaryota, Metazoa, Chordata, Actinopteri, Clupeiformes, Engraulidae. Gene Ontology annotation, biological process: positive regulation of triglyceride storage; lipid storage.